Molecule: messenger RNA, 639 nt
Organism: Leishmania major strain Friedlin
Lineage: Eukaryota; Euglenozoa; Kinetoplastea; Trypanosomatida; Trypanosomatidae
Exons: 1
Coding region: 1-639 (212 amino acids)
Source: RefSeq, a predicted model, not a curated record
AUGGUGCCCAUCAUCAAUCAAUGUGAAGCGGCCAAUCGACCAGCUGCGUGGGCGGAAGGCGGUACCGCCGGCGGUCCGUCAGCCGACCCGAGAGCGUCGGAUGCAGCCGGUGUCGCGGCCGAAGCGCAGCCAUCGAGUACCGCGCCAGAGCUGACCGAGGAGCAGCGAAAGGCGGAAGAAUACUACCAUAACCUGUACGACGGUGGCGCCGGUGAGCAUGGCGACAACAACGCCGCAGGGACUGCCGGGACUCGCCAAGGGACGAUCAGCCCGGAGGCGCUGGAGAAGGAGCUGCUCAUCCAGCGCUGGAACACGGUGCGGCAGGCCACCGUCUACGUUGACAUUCUCGUGCAGCAGUCGGAGCGCGUUGAGCCGGAUACGGCAGUGGAGUACAGUCGUGAGACGGAGGCUCUCACCCUGGAGCCGGAACUACCUAUCAACCAACUCGGCACUCGGAUGUUGCCGCUGCCGCCGCCCAGCACCGAUAGUGCUCGCUACCUCGUAGAGCCAGUGACGACCAUUGGAAUGCCCAGUACCACGCUGGAAAAGGUGGCCGCGGAUCUGCAGCAGCGGCUUGCGACGCGGAUGCCGACACAUGCAUUAACGCGUGAGUCGGCCGACGACUUUGUCGGCUAUUAG